Messenger RNA from Medioppia subpectinata, 852 nucleotides. The record is from the annotation of a GenBank genome assembly. NCBI's taxonomy places the organism in Eukaryota, Metazoa, Arthropoda, Arachnida, Sarcoptiformes, Oppiidae.
AUUAGUGUAUUGUAUAAACAUUUAAUUAUAAUAAAAUUAAACAUGAGUAAAGAACUGAAUAUAUUGUUCAUUCCGGUGAGCGCUGUCGGUCACGUCAACGGGUGUAUUGGUUUGGCCGAAGUGCUCAUCCAAUCCGGUCAUAGCGUAUCGUUUGCGGUAAACCACGAAUGGAAGGGUCGACUCGCAAAGUAUGGCAUCCGAGAGAUAUUGUUGGCCGACCUACAAAAUGAGCAUGGUGCUGAGCAUGGUGCUCAGUCCACUAAAGCAAUGGCCAAAAUGAUGAUGGGAUUGGGGAAAGACUCGACUCCGUUGGAUAAGGCUGUGAACAUGGUCACUAAAAUGGGAGAUCUCUUUAUUAACAAGAUAAAACAAAUCGACGACCUAGUAUCUGGUGUAAUAGCCAGCUUACAACCCGAUGUGCUGUUUGUCGAUAUGCCUUUUUUGUUGCCAUCGGUGGUCAAAUCAGGCAUACCCUGGGUAUUGGUCUCUACAGCUAAUCCAUUGCGUUACUUAAACGACGAACGAACACCUCCACCAUUAUCUGAGUCGUCGCAUUUGAAUAUCUAUGGCUAUCCGUUGGAAUUGGAUUACACAGACAUCAGACCAUUGCCUCCCAAAUGGUAUAGAUUUGAUAAUCUCAAGCGAACUGAAAAACACAUACCCUUUAAUCUACCGAUUCAAUUAAUGGACAAACCGGGAAAGUUGAUAUACUUUUCAUUGGGAUCUAUGGGUGCGGCAGAUGUGGACAAUAUGAAGAGAUUAGUCAAUGUUUUGUCCAAAUCUAAGCACAGGUUUAUUGUAUCAAAAGGACCCCUUCAUGACGAGUACUCAUUGGCUGAUAAUAUGUGGGGC